UUAAUCUUAUGCAUCAAGCACAAUAGUCAAUCAAUCUUUCAUCAUAUGAUAUGGCAUUAUUCAGAGAGCUUUUCAUUCUCACUCUCUUCAUCACACUAUCAUUUGCAGAGGUUGUUUCACCAAUUCUUGAUGUUUCCUCACUCAAUCGAACUAGCUUUCCAACCGGCUUCAUUUUUGGGACAGCAUCAUCAUCAUACCAGUAUGAAGGUGCUGCAAAAGAAGGUGGGAGAGGAGCAAGUAUAUGGGACACCUAUACUCAUAAAUACCCAGAUAAGAUAGAAGAUAGAAGCAAUGGAGAUGUCGCGGUCGAUCAAUAUUACCGCUAUAAGGAAGAUGUUGGCAUCAUGAGGAAUAUGAAUUUAGAUGCUUACAGAUUCUCAAUCUCUUGGUCCCGAAUCCUCCCAAAAGGAAAGCUUAAGGGAGGUAUAAACCAAGAAGGAAUCAAAUAUUACAACAACCUCAUCAAUGAAUUGUUGACUAAUGAUCUACAACCAUUCGUAACUCUAUUUCAUUGGGAUCUUCCUCAAGCUUUAGAGGAUGAGUAUAGUGGCUUCUUAAGCCCUCUUAUUAUAAAUGAUUUUCAAGACUAUGCGGAACUUUGUUUCAAAGAGUUUGGAGAUAGGGUGAAGUAUUGGAUUACUUUCAAUGAGCCAUACUCUUAUAGCAUUGGUGGCUAUGCAAUAGGGUUUUUUCCACCUGGUCGAUGUUCUAAAUGGUUGAGUUCAAAUUGCACCGAUGGUGAUUCAGGGAAAGAACCUUACAUUGUUUCGCAUCACCAACUUCUUGCUCAUGCCGCAGCUGUCGAUGUGUACAAGAAGAAGUAUCAGGAAUCUCAAAAGGGUGUAAUAGGCAUAACCUUGGUGUCUAAUUGGUUUAUUCCAUUUUCCGACAACAAAUUCGAUCAAAAUGCUGCUGAGCGGGCCGUGGACUUCAUGUUUGGAUGGUUCAUGGAACCACUAACAACGGGAAAAUAUCCAAAAAGCAUGCGUUCCCUUGUUGGAAAACGAUUGCCAAAUUUCUCUAAAAAGCAAGCAAGACUACUUAAAGGGUCAUUUGAUUUCCUUGGACUAAACUAUUAUACCUCUAACUAUGCUACUAAUGCACCGCAACUUAGAAAUGGUAGACGUAGUUACAACACUGAUUCUCAUGCCAAUCUUACAACUGAGCGUAAUGGUAUUCCAAUAGGUCCAAGGGCAGCUUCAAAUUGGUUGUAUGUUUAUCCUAAAGGAAUUCAAGAAUUGUUACUCCAUAUCAAGAAAGUCUACAACAAUCCUUUGAUUUACAUCACCGAAAAUGGUAUUGAUGAGUUCAAUGAUCCAACAUUAUCACUAGAGGAAGCUCUUAUGGACACUUAUAGAAUUGACUAUUAUCAUCGUCAUCUCUUUUAUAUUCGAUCUGCAAUCAAGAACGGCGUAAAUAUAAAAGGAUAUUUUGCAUGGUCAUUGCUCGACAAUUUUGAAUGGUCAUCGGGUUAUACAGUGCGCUUUGGCAUCAAUUUUGUGGAUUACAAAAAUGGUUUGACAAGACAUCAAAAGCUGUCUGCAAAAUGGUUUAAGAUUUUUCUCAAAAGAUAUUAAAUUUUCUAUACUUGAUGUUUACAAUAAUUAAGAAUGUAAUGAAAUAUAUCAAGGAAGUUUAAUUUUAAUUAGUAGCAUGGUCGUUCAUUCUUAGACUUA
This is a messenger RNA of Medicago truncatula (barrel medic), 1676 nucleotides long. RefSeq names its product beta-glucosidase 12. The record is from RefSeq and is a predicted model, not a curated record. Lineage: Eukaryota; Viridiplantae; Streptophyta; Magnoliopsida; Fabales; Fabaceae. The coding region runs from base 51 to 1577 and encodes 508 amino acids. The transcript is spliced from 13 exons. Gene Ontology annotation, biological process: carbohydrate metabolic process. Gene Ontology annotation, molecular function: beta-glucosidase activity.